Messenger RNA from Mizuhopecten yessoensis (Yesso scallop), 606 nucleotides. Its product is annotated as 60S ribosomal protein L16-A-like. The transcript has a single exon. NCBI's taxonomy places the organism in Eukaryota, Metazoa, Mollusca, Bivalvia, Pectinida, Pectinidae. Gene Ontology annotation, biological process: translation; negative regulation of translation. The coding region runs from base 1 to 606 and encodes 201 amino acids. Gene Ontology annotation, cellular component: cytosolic large ribosomal subunit; ribosome. Gene Ontology annotation, molecular function: mRNA binding; structural constituent of ribosome. The record is from RefSeq and is a predicted model, not a curated record.
AUGACUUUCGAAAAGCAAAUCGUCAUUGAUGCCAAGGGUCACCUUAUGGGUCGUUUAGCUUCCAUUGUUGCUAAGGAACUUCUCAAGGGUCAAAAGAUCGUUGUUGUCCGUUGUGAAGAACUCGCCAUCAGUGGUCCAUUCUUCAGAAACAAGUUAAGAUUCCAACGUUACUUCCACAAGUCUUGUGUCUUCAACCCAGCCCGUGGUCCAUUCCACUUCCGUGCUCCAUCUAGAAUGUUCUACCACGUUGUCCGUGGUAUGGUUCCACACAAGACUGCCCGUGGUACCGCUGCCUUAGAACGUCUUAAGGUCUUCGACGGUAUUCCAGCUCCAUACGACAAGAUCAAGAGAAACGUUGUCCCAGAAGCUCUCCGUGUCCUCCGUCUUAAGCCAGGACGUAAGUACACCGCUCUUAAGAGAGUCAGCAGUGAAUUCGGAUGGAAGUACCAAGAUGUCGUUGAAAAGCUUGAAGCUAAGCGUAAGGUCAAGGCCCAAGCUUACUACGAAAAGAAGAAGGCUGUUCUUAACCUUAAGGCCAAGGCUGUUGAAAACUCUGAAGCUUCUUUAAAGGCCGUUAACGAAACUAUUGCCAAGUACGGUUACUAA